AUGUCUAAAAAUGCAGCGACUGCUCAAGAGUACCUGGAUCGCCACAAGAUUCCUCAGCUAGUCGAGCACCUAACAGCUGAAGUCCUGUAUCAUCGACCAGCACAACUUCAAAACCAGAGCCAGUCGUUCUUUUCUGAUCAAGACCUCCGGGCACUCUAUUCUACCUUUGAUCGUCUUGAACAAGGUCAGAUCACUACUGCACAGUAUCUGGAAGCAAUGAAAAUCAUAGGAGCAACCAACGCAAAUCAGGCACCUAUUCAACCAAUUACUCCAGCAAUAUUUCUGGCCGAAGCGCAAAAGGCUCUGUCAUCAUCCACUUGA
Messenger RNA from Synchytrium microbalum, 321 nucleotides. RefSeq lists its product as uncharacterized. NCBI's taxonomy places the organism in Eukaryota, Fungi, Chytridiomycota, Chytridiomycetes, Synchytriales, Synchytriaceae. Bases 1 to 321 code for a protein of 106 amino acids. The record is from RefSeq and is a predicted model, not a curated record. The transcript has 4 exons.